Molecule: messenger RNA, 688 nt
Organism: Anopheles merus
Lineage: Eukaryota; Metazoa; Arthropoda; Insecta; Diptera; Culicidae
Gene: hoip
Product: NHP2-like protein 1 homolog
Exons: 2
Coding region: 144-527 (127 amino acids)
Biological process (GO): maturation of SSU-rRNA; ribosome biogenesis; mRNA splicing, via spliceosome
Cellular component (GO): box C/D methylation guide snoRNP complex; precatalytic spliceosome; nucleolus
Molecular function (GO): RNA binding
Source: RefSeq, a predicted model, not a curated record
GGUUUCCCAUCGCUUGUUAUUCAUCUAGCGUUUGCGGCCAAUGAAGCUAGCAGCCGAGGCUUAGAAAAACAAAUAUUGUAAAUAUAUCCACUUUCCUCAACAAAUUCACCUGAAUUGUGACCAAAAACCAGCAAAGCAUUAAAAUGACUGAAGAGGUUAACCCGAAGGCAUACCCUCUGGCCGAACAGGCCCUCACCAGCAAGAUCAUGACGCUGAUCCAGCAGGCGGUCAACUACAAGCAGCUGCGUCGCGGCGCUAACGAAGCCACCAAGACGCUGAACCGUGGGCUGUCGGAGUUCAUCGUGAUGGCGGCGGAUGCGGAGCCGAUCGAAAUCAUUCUGCAUCUUCCGCUGCUGUGCGAGGACAAGAACGUGCCGUACGUGUUUGUGCGCUCCAAGCAGGCGCUGGGCCGUGCGUGCGGAGUGUCGCGCCCGAUCGUCGCCUGCUCCGUCACGAUCGACGAAGGUUCGCAGCUGAAAUCUCAGAUUGUAUCAAUCCAGCAGGAGAUCGAGCGUCUGCUCGUUUAAGGUUAGGGUCCUUUCGGGAGGAAGGGACAAAGUACAAAGAAGAGUGUAUUACCGAACGCAUUUUAUUCGAUUGUGAGGGAAGAUGUAUUUCAAAGUGGAAGGAGAGAGUGCGGAUAACCUAUAAAACUAAGGAUUUACGGAGUUGAUCCGUAAAACACGCA